Messenger RNA from Uloborus diversus, 4935 nucleotides. RefSeq names its product murinoglobulin-1-like. Gene Ontology annotation, cellular component: extracellular region. The transcript is spliced from 34 exons. The record is from RefSeq and is a predicted model, not a curated record. Gene Ontology annotation, molecular function: endopeptidase inhibitor activity. NCBI's taxonomy places the organism in Eukaryota, Metazoa, Arthropoda, Arachnida, Araneae, Uloboridae. Bases 155 to 4693 code for a protein of 1512 amino acids.
GUCAUUAUCUGGAAGGAUUCAGCCUCGCGGCUGAUCAGGACAACCGGCUAGGCGAGUCUAUUUUACGAUUGGUGCUCUGCGGUUUGUUGUGUGUAUAUCAGAGUGUGACGGAUAGGAAAAGGGACAAUCAGUAAAUAAGUAAAUACUCUUGAAGAUGGAAAAAUGCUUUCUGCCAAUAUUACUCCUGUGGGCUAUAAUCUGUACUGUUAAUGCUGAAGAAUCUGAAAACGGAUAUGUUUUUACAUCACCGAGAACCUGGAACAGCGAUGCGAAGAACAACUUACAGCUAAGACUCUAUGGCAAACAUGAUGCUGGAACGUUGAAAGUCCAAGUUUACUACUCGGAUUCCUAUCAAGGGAAUGAAACGUUAGCAACGGAGAAAGAAUAUUCCGUAGAUCAAGAUGCGGAGGAUUCCUUCUUUGGCAUGUACUUACCAACAUUUGACAACUACGUUUAUGCCGGAAAAGUUCAAAUCGAAGGCUCUUUUGGCGAUUAUUCUUUUUCGGGCAAUGAUACUAUUUACUUCGGAACAGCUAAAGAAAAGAUUGGUAUUAUUCAAACUGAUAAGCCAAUUUACAAGGAAGGACAAACUGUGAAAUUCAGGGUGGUAUUUAUGGAUAAAAAAUUGAAACCAGUUGAAGGAACGUCAGCAAACAUUUGGGUAGAGGAUCCCAAAGGAACAAGACUAUUUCAAUGGAAAGAUGUACCAGUUGGUAGGGGCAUCAAGCAGCUGGAAUUUCCUUUGGCAGAUGAACCAGUUGAAGGGGAGUGGAAGAUCAGUUUGACUGUUGGCGACAACGACUAUUUUACAACGUUUGAAGUGAAAGAAUAUGUGCUACCAAAAUAUGAAAUUGACAUUACCGUGCCACCUUUUGUUUUGGCAAACGCUGAAGAAAUUCCAAUAACCGUCUGUGCUAAGUACACUUACGGAAAACCAGUAAAAGGAUUACUUGCGUUGAAUGUAUCUCUUGAAAAGUAUGUCUGGUCAAAUGAAAAAGUUCCCGAGGUUGAAUAUAAUGGAGAGUUUGAUGGAUGCUACGACUACAAAAUAAAUGUUUCACUGGUGGAACCAGGAGAUUACUACCGCUACAGAAGAAUACAAAUUGUGGCUAGAGUCACAGAACAAGGCACAGGAGUAGAAAGAAAUGGAACUAAAUUCAUUCAAAGACAGUACUCACCUUUGAAUCUCAAUUUCAAUCAGGAGCAAAAACAAUAUUUUAAACCAGGACUACCGUACAACGGAGAGCUGAAAGUAAGCAACCCAGAUGAUACACCUGCAUCAGGAGAAUCGAUUGAAAUUUGCGCCACCAUCUCCAGAGAGAGAGAACUGAGCCAUUGGUGGGCUACUAAAAAAGUGAAAUUUUGCAGAAACUACACAUCCAAUGACGAUGGAAUCAUCAAGUACACGAUACCUCCGCAAAAUGCCGACUCUACCAAGAUCAACCUGGAAGCAAAAUCCACUUGCUACACAAAAAGUCCAAAUAAGUCUGGACGAGAAAAUUCUUUGACUCAACCGCAAACUAGUACAUCUUUGACUCCCUGGUAUUCCCCAUCCGGCAACUUCAUCCAACUGCAACCAGAACAAGAUGUUCUAAAAUGUGGUUCGGAGAAGAAUCUAAAAUUGCUUUUCACAUCAAAAACCGACGCAGACUUUACUUUCUUUUAUCAGGUGCUACGCCAGGGCGUUGUAGUCUCAUCAGGAACGGUAGAUACCAGUUUCUCUGCUAAAGACGAUGUUUCGCAUAAGUAUCAGGAUGAUGAGAAACUCGUGAACGAGAAAGAAACUCAAAUUCUUCCUCCUGCAUCUGAAGAAGAUUUGAAAUCUUCAACUGAUGAAGAAUGCCCUUCUGCAAGAGAAGCACGGUACAUUCCACCCAUUGGAGAAGUGGAUCUCAGCGUCAGUGUCGAUCCCACUUUGUCGCCUUCGUUCUACGUCUUGGUCUACUACCUCCGUGAUGAUCGAGAAGUAAUUGCUGAUUCCCAGAAAUUCACCGUUGAGAAAUGCUUCAAGAACAAGGUGGCGUUUGAAUUUGGAGAUGAAGUUGCGCAACCUGGAAUCAAAACUACAGUCACGCUGAAAGCCUCUCCGAACUCAAUGUGCGGAGUGAAAAUCGUGGAUAAGAGUAUCUCUUUGCUGAACUCAAAUGAUCAACUCACCACCGAAAAGGUGUUCAACUUUAUCGAAAGUAUGGACAUUGGCAGAUAUUAUGGAGUAAACCGCUGCAAUGAAAAAACACCACAACCAGGACUUUACAGUAAAUCCAGUGAUAUGAUCGUAAAACCCAGACCAUGGUCCGCUUCUUCGUAUGAAGAUUCUUUAGCUGCUUUUGAAAAUUGUGGCUUAUUGGUCAUCAGCGAUUUGACUCUGUUUACCCGACCCUGCAAGAGUAACCGUGGAGGUGACAAUGUUUACUAUGACUACUCAAGCGAUAUAGCUCCUCAAAGUGCUGGCCAUGCUGUGGCACUAGCAUCAACAGCCAGGAGACCGGCCGCCCCCGAGGCCAGCAACAAAAUGGGAGCUGCUGCAGCUACCAAAUCCGCUGUGGACGUGAGAAAUUACUUCCCGGAGACAUGGCUUUUCCAGAUGCAGAUGACUGGACCUGACGGUGAGCUUGUGACGAAAGAACGACUGCCACAUACCAUCACCGAAUGGAUCGGCAGUGCCGUGUGCAUGAGCAGUGAGGAUGGACUUGGCAUUUCCAACAGUACUAGUAUCAAAGGAUUCCAGGCUUUCUUUCUUUCGUUUACUCUUCCAUAUUCUGUCAUCCGCGGGGAGAUCUUCACUGUAUCUGUGUCUCUCUUCAACUACGUAGACGAUUCCUUACCAGUACGAGUAUCUUUGGAUGAAUCUGAUGGAUUUACAGUGGUAGGUGAUUCUAUUGAUGGUGAUAUUUGCUUACAACCAGGAGGAGGAGAAACACUUCAACUGAAAGUAAAAGCAGAAACACUUGGAACCGUGAAUAUGACAGUUAGAGCAGAAACCAAGAAAGGAGCUUGCGGUGACCAGCCAGUUUCGGAUUCAGUAGCCAAGGAUGCUGUCACAAAUUCGUUCAUUGUUGAACCUGAAGGUUUCCCAACUGAAAGCAUAGAAAGCACUCUGGCUUGUCCUAAAGAUGAAGAAAAUGGAUCAUUUGAACAGAAACUAAUACUAAGUGUCCCAGAUGACGUUGUUCCAGAUUCUGCUCGAAGUUACCUUGACGUCACCGGAAACGUCUUGGGACCUUCUUUGGAUAAUCUGGAAAAUCUCGUUCAAGUACCAACUGGUUGUGGAGAGCAAAAUAUGGUGAAAUUUGUACCAAAUUUAGUUGUUUUGGAUUUCUUUACUGAGACGGGAAAACUUACUGAGAAAAUUAGAAACAGAGCAAUCAAGAAUUUGAAUACAGGAGCACAACAGGAAAUGAACUACAGACACGACGAUGGCUCCUUCAGCGCUUUUGGUUACAGAGACAAGGAAGGAAGUAUGUUCUUGACAGCCUUUGUUCUUCGUUUCUUUUUUGAAGCCCAGAGAUACAUUACGAUUGAUAACGGUACCUUGCAACAGAUGCAGAAUUUCAUAAUCUCAAAGCAACAACAGGAUGGCUGCUUUCCUGAUGUUGGAAGAAUCUUCGAUACUGGUUUCCAGGGAGGAAUCGAGAAAGAGAAGUCUCAAGGAGUCAUAACCGCUUAUGUUUUGACCUCCCUUUUGAUAUCUGGAUACGAUAAUGAGACUGUUAUAAAUCCUGCUUUAUCCUGCCUGGCUAAGGAUGAUUCGAAACUCAGUCCUUAUGCAACCUUCCUGUACGCAUAUGCAGAAGCCUUUGCUGGAAAAACGGAAUCGGCAAAAACAAGAAUUGCAGGAGCUAGAGAAAAUGCAAAUAAAACAGGAGGCGUGGAAUACUACAAAAACGAAAAUGACUCUAAAUCGAAGGACAUAGAAACUGCUUCCUAUGCCUUGUUAGCAAUUCUGAAAACUGGCGGUACAGGAUCAGAUGUUUUGCCUAUCGUACGGUACUUGACUCAAAACAUGAAUCCAAGAGGAGGAUUUAUGUCUACUCAGGAUACGUGUGUGGGAUUGCAAGCUCUUGGUGAAUUUGCUAAAAUAACUAACAGUGACGAAACGGACGUAACAGUCGUGGUGUCUGGUUCCCUGGAAAAGGAAAUCAGAGUUACUGAAGACGAUAAAAUGAUUGUAAAGAGAAACAAGAUAUCCGAUGUUCCGAGCGAAGUCAAUAUUAAAGCUGAAGGUUCAGGCUGCAUAUUGGUCCAGAAUGUGCUCCGUUACAACACAAAAACUGCCCCAGAAAAGAAAAUGUUCAACUUGGAGGUUACCGGCAAAUGUUCCGACGAUCGCUGCAAGAAAGGUGUAAUCAAAGUCAGCAUAAGUUACAUACCAGAUGGAAAACAAGCAGGAAUGACAGUACUGGAAGUAAAAAUGCUGUCUGGAAUCGUGCCAACGAAGGAAAGUUUGGAUGAAAUACUGACAGACAAAAAAGUUGGCAUCCAGAGGGCUGAUGUUGAAGAUAAUUCCGUUGUUUUAUACUUCAAUGAGAUAUCUAAUACGGCAACAGUGUUUUCAUUUGAAGUUGAGGAAGUAGUCGAAGUUGAUAAUGCUCAGCCGGGAACUGCUAAAGUGUAUGAGUACUACGCAAAAGAAAAUUCUGCAUCGACAAGUUAUACCCUUGAAAAAUGUGAAGAUUCCAGUUGUUCCAACUAAAAGUGGUAAGAACUCUUAGAACUUUAAACAUGAGGCAAGUCACGAAUUCAACUGCUGGAUAGAAGUGGAAGAAACUGAAACAACAGUAUUUUAACUCAACGCACAGCUCUCGAGUAUUUUCUUCAAGAAAUAUUUUACAAAUAUUUGCAAAAAUUUGUAAGUUUUAAAAACUGUUUAGGCCUGUGAAACUGUAUCAAAAUUGUAAUUGUCAUCCUACAAGGAAAAUAAAAUCCUUAAAACCA